Molecule: messenger RNA, 3198 nt
Organism: Lipotes vexillifer (Yangtze River dolphin)
Lineage: Eukaryota; Metazoa; Chordata; Mammalia; Artiodactyla; Lipotidae
Gene: KANSL1
Product: KAT8 regulatory NSL complex subunit 1
Exons: 14
Coding region: 1-3198 (1065 amino acids)
Cellular component (GO): NSL complex
Molecular function (GO): histone acetyltransferase binding
Source: RefSeq, a predicted model, not a curated record
AUGGCUGCGAUGGCGCCCGCUCUCACUGACGCAGCAGCUGAAGCACACCAUAUCCGGUUCAAACUGGCUCCCCCAUCCUCCACUUUGUCCCCUGGCAGUGCCGAAAAUAACGGCAACGCCAACAUCCUUAUUGCUGCCAGCGGAACCAAAAGAAAAGCCAUUGCUGCAGAGGACCCCAGUCUAGACUUCCGAAAUAAUCCUAACAAGGAAGACUUGGGAAAGCUGCAACCACUGGUGGCAUCUUAUCUUUGCUCCGAUGUAACAUCUGUUCCCUCAAAGGAAUCGUUGAAAUUGCAAGGUGUCUUCAGCAAGCAGACAGUACUUAAAUCUCAUCCUCUCUUAUCUCAGUCCUAUGAACUCCGAGCUGAGCUGUUGGGGAGACAGCCAGUUUUGGAGUUUUCCUUAGAAAAUCUUAGAACCAUGAAUACAAGUGGUCAGACAGCUCUGCCACAAGCGCCUGUAAAUGGGUUGGCGAAGAAAUUGACUAAAAGUUCAACACAUUCUGAUCACGACAAUUCCAGUCCCCUUAAUGGGGGAAAACGAGCUCUCACGUCAUCUUCUCUUCAGGGGGGUGAAGUGGUGACAUCUGAAUCUGGGGACUUGAAAGGGGGUAUGACCAAUUGCACUCUUCCACAUAGAAGCCUUGAUGUAGAACACACAACGAUAUUUAGCAAUAAUAGCACUGCAAACAAAUCUUCUGUAAAUUCCAUGGAACAGCCGCCGGCACUUCAAGGAAGCAGUAGGUUAUCACCUGACACAGACUCCAGUUCUAACUUGGGGGGUGUCAAAUUAGAGGGUAAAAAGUCUCCCCUGUCUUCCAUUCUUUUCAGUGCUUUAGAUUCCGACACAAGGAUAACAGCUUUACUACGGCGGCAGGCUGAUAUUGAGAGCCGUGCCCGCAGGUUACAGAAGCGCUUACAGGUUGUGCAAGCCAAGCAGGUGGAGAGGCAUAUACAGCAUCAGCUGGGUGGAUUUUUAGAGAAAACUUUGAGCAAACUGCCAAACUUGGAAUCCUUGAGGCCCCGGAGCCAGUUGAUGCUAACUCGAAAGGCUGAAGCUGCAUUGAGAAAAGCUGCCAGUGAGACCGCCACUUCAGAGGGACUUAGCAACUUCCUGAAAAGUGAUUCGAUAUCAGAAGAAUUGGACAGAUUUACAGCCAGUGGUAUAGCCAACUUGAGGUGCAGUGAACAAGCAUUUGAUUCAGACGUCACUGACAGUAGUUCAGGGGGAGAGUCUGAUAUUGAAGAGGAAGAACUGACCAGAGCUGAUCCUGAGCAGCGCCACUUACCCCUGAGGCGCAGGUCAGAAUGGAGAUGGGCUGCAGACCGAGCAGCUAUUGUCAGCCGCUGGAACUGGCUUCAGGCUCAUGUUUCUGACUUGGAAUAUCGAAUUCGGCAGCAAACAGAUAUUUACAAACAGAUACGUGCUAAUAAGGGGUUGAUAGUUCUUGGAGAGGCACCUCCCCCAGAGCACACAACAGACUUAUUUCUUCCACUUAGUUCUGAGGUGAAGACAGAUCAUGGGAAUGAUAAAUUGAUUGAGUCUGUUUCUCAACCACUGGAAAACCAUGGUGCCUCUGGUCAUCCUUCAGAGUCAUUGUCUACUAAAUCAUGUGGAGCAUUGAGACCUGUCAAUGGAGUUAUUAAUACUCUUCAGCCUGUCUUGGCAGACCACAUUCCAGGUGACAACUCUGAUGCUGAGGAACAACUGCAUAAAAAGCAAAGACUGAAUCUAGUUUCUUCAUCAACUGAUGGCACCUGUGUGGCAGCUCGAACACGUCCUGUGCUGAGCUGUAAGAAACGGAGGCUUGUUCGACCCAACAGCAUCGUGCCUCUUUCCAAGAAGGUUCACCGGAACAGCACAGUGCGCUCUGGCUGUGAUGUGAAUCCCUCCUGUGCACUGUGCGGCUCAGGCAGUGCCAGCACCACGCCUCCAGAAAUCCACUAUGAAGCCCCUCUGUUGGAACGCCUUUCCCAGUUGGAUUCUUGUGUUCACCCGGUUCUAGCAUUUCCAGAUGAUGUUCCCACAAGCCUGCACUUCCAGAGCAUGCUGAAAUCUCAAUGGCAGAACAAACCUUUUGACAAAAUCAAACCUCCAAAAAAGUUUUCACUUAAGCACAGAGCACCCAUGCCAGGCAGUCUCCCUGAUCCAACUCGUAAAGACAGGCACAAGUUGGUCAACUCCUUCCUGACAACAGCCAAGCUGUCCCAUCACCAAACCCGGCCUGACAGGACCCACAGGCAGCACUUAGACGAUGUGGGGGCCGUGCCUAUGGUGGAGCGAGUGACAGCGCCCAAAGCAGAGCGCUCGCUCAACCCGCCGCCACCCGUGCAUGACCCAAACCACAGCAAAAUGAGAUUGCGAGACCAUUCAUCCGAGAGAAGUGAAGGAAGGCAGAGUAGAGGGGCCCUCCUGCUUCUAAGUCAGCCAGUAAGGAGGAGAAGGGGAGAGAGCUCCUUCGAUAUUAACAACAUUGUCAUCCCAAUGUCAGUCGCUGCAACCACCCGUGUAGAGAAGCUGCAGUACAAGGAGAUCCUUACUCCCAGCUGGCGGGAGGUUGAUCUUCGGUCUCUGAAGGGGAGUCCUGACGAGGAGAAUGAGGAGAUAGAGGACCUGUCUGACGCAGCCUUCGCCGCCCUGCAUGCCAAAUGUGAGGAGAUGGAGAGGGCUCGGUGGCUGUGGACCACGAGUGUGCCACCUCAGCGGCGGGGCAGCAGGUCUUACAGGUCAUCAGACGGCCGGACAACGCCCCAACUGGGCAGUGCCAACCCCUCCACCCCUCAACCCGCCUCCCCUGAUGUCAGCAGUAGCCACUCUUUGUCCGAGUUCUCCCACGGGCAGUCCCCCAGGAGCCCCAUUAGCCCAGAACUGCACUCGGCCCCCCUCACUCCCGUGGCGCGGGACACUCUCCGACACCUGGCCAGUGAAGACACCCGUUGUUCCACACCAGAGCUGGGGCUUGACGAGCAGUCUGUCCAGCCAUGGGAGCGGCGAACCUUCCCCCUGGCGUAUAGUCCCCAGGCAGAGAGUGAAGACCAACUGGAUGCACAGGAACGGGCGUCCCGCUGCACUCGGCGCACCUCAGGCAGCAAGACUGGCCGGGAGACAGAGGUGGCACCCACCUCGCCUCCCAUCAUUCCCCUCAAGAGUCGGCAUCUGGCGGCAACAGUCACAGCUCAGCGUCCAACUCACAGAUGA